Messenger RNA from Erinaceus europaeus (western European hedgehog), 5633 nucleotides. RefSeq names its product neuronal pentraxin receptor (gene NPTXR). The transcript is spliced from 7 exons. The coding region runs from base 1 to 2046 and encodes 681 amino acids. Lineage: Eukaryota; Metazoa; Chordata; Mammalia; Eulipotyphla; Erinaceidae. The record is from RefSeq and is a predicted model, not a curated record.
AUGCUCGGUGACUCAGUGGAGAACACUUCUGCUACUAAGACCAUCCGAAGAUUUUUUAAACUCUGUUCCUUCGGGAGGCUGCUGGUAGCAACUUGUGGUCUUGGCCAGAGACUUAACCUCGCUGGGCCCUACUUUCCUCUUUGUAAAGGGAGCGUGUCCACCGCGAGGCUUCAUUGUCACCGACCAGUCAUUGUCAACCCAGAGCCAGCAGAGAAGGCACGUUCCUGGCAGCCUUCUGCGCUGUGGCUGCGCGGGGACAAAGGUCUGGGCACCGGCACAGAACGGGUGCGGGGCAGGGCCAGGCCGGCCCGGUGGAGCCCGCGGGGCGGGGCCGCCGCGCCCCCUCCCUCCCCGCCGCCUUCUCCUGCUCGCGCCGCCGGGGCUCAGAAAGGCGGUCGCAGCGGCCGCGGCAACAGCUCCGGCUCGGGCUCCGGCUCCUCCCCCGCGCCCCGGCCACCCCGGCCCCGAGCCCCGGGCCCCGCGCCCCGACCCCGCCACCGCCGCGCCUCCGGGGGCCUCGGCGCCCCCGCCGCCCGCCUCACGCUGAAGUUCCUGGCCGUGCUGCUGGCCGCGGGCAUGCUGGCGUUCCUCGGUGCCGUCAUCUGCAUCAUCGCCAGCGUGCCCCUGGCGGCCAGCCCGUCCCGGGCGCUGCCCGGCGGCGGCGACAACGCCUCGUCCGCCUCGGGCGCCGCCGCGUCCCCGGGCCCGCAGCGCAGCCUGAGCGCGCUGCACGGUGCGGGGGGCUCGGCCGGGCCCCCCGCGCUGCCCGGGGCGCCCGCCGCCAGCGCCUACCCGCUGCCGCCCGUGCCGCUCUUCAGCCGCUUCCUGUGCACGCCGCUGGCCAGCGCCUGUCCGUCGGGGGCCGAGCAGGGCGACGCGGCGGGGGCCGGCGCGGGCGAGCGCGAGGAGCUGCUGCUGCUGCAGAGCACGGCCGAGCAGCUGCGCCAGACGGCGCUGCAGCAGGAGGCGCGCAUCCGCGCCGACCAGAACACCAUCCGCGAGCUCACCGGCAAGCUGGGCCGCUGCGAGAGCGGCCUGCCGCGGGGCCUGCAGGACACCGGGCCCCGCAGGGACACCAUGGCCGACGGCGCCUGGGACUCGCCCGCGCUCGUCCUGGAGCUGGAGGACGCCGUGCGCGCCCUGCGGGACCGCAUCGACCGCCUGGAGCAGGAGCUGCCGGCCCAUGUGAACUUGUCAGCAGCCCCAGCCCCAGUGCCUGCUGCACCCACCGCCCUGCACUCCAGGAUGGACGAGCUGGAGGGGCAGCUGCUGGCCAAGGUGCUGGCGCUGGAGAAGGAGCGCUCAGCCCUCAGUCACAGCAGCCACCAGCAGCGGCAGGAGGUGGAGAAGGAGCUGGACGCCCUGCAGGGCCGUGUGGCCGAGCUGGAGCACGGGCCCUCUGCCUACAGCCCCCCGGAUGCCUUCAAGGUCAGCAUCCCCAUCCGCAACAACUACAUGUACGCCCGCGUGCGGAAGGCACUGCCCGAGCUCUACGCCUUCACCGUCUGCAUGUGGCUUCGCUCCAGGUCGGGUGGCCUCGGCCAGGGCACACCCUUCUCCUACUCCGUCCCCGGGCAGUCUAACGAGAUUGUGCUGCUGGAGGCGGGUCAUGAACCCAUGGAGCUGCUGAUCAAUGACAAGGUGGCCCAGCUAUCCCUGAGCCUGAAGGACAACAACUGGCACCACAUCUGUAUCACUUGGACCACAAGGGAUGGCCUAUGGUCUGCCUACCAGGACGGGGAGCUUCGGGGCUCUGGAGAGAACCUGGCUGCCUGGCACCCCAUCAAGCCUCAUGGAAUCCUUAUCCUGGGCCAGGAGCAGGAUACCCUGGGCGGCCGAUUUGAUGCCACCCAGGCCUUCGUGGGUGACAUUGCCCAGUUCAACCUGUGGGACCACGCCUUGACUCCUGCCCAGGUCCUGGGAAUUGCCAACUGCACCGGGCCGCUGCUGGGCAAUGUGCUGCCCUGGGAAGACAAGCUAGUCGAGGCCUUUGGGGGAGCCACAAAGGCCAUCUUCGAUAUCUGCAAAGGAAGGGCAAAGGCAUGAGCAUGAAAGGCUGCCAGUUUGGAGACUCGGGGGGGCACAUUCCCUUCUCAGCCUGCCCACACACUGACACCCCCCCCCCACUGUCUUGCUCUGCUCCUGGCCACACCUCCUGUCUCACCUCUGCUCACACCUCCGGAAUACCCUGCCCAGCACCAGCUGGUCCCCCAAUCCCACUCACAUAGGAGAAAGUCUGAGUCAAGCCUGGAGUGAGUCCAGGCCCUGGAAGGUGCUUGGAAGCAGUUCCCACAGCUGUGUCCGCCCUCCUGGCAUCAUACUGGAGUGACCUCUCACCCACCCCACCCUGCCUCACCCGCCACAUCUGACUUUGCUGAUUUCAGUCACAUCUGUCAUAAGACUCAUGCAGGAGGAAAGGCCCACACAUUCUUGGUGGCAUUAAUGGCCAUCCCCUCCCUUGGCCCCCACUCAGGUGGCCUUGCCCCGUCCCCUUCAGAGCCACAAUAGAUUCCCCAGGAAGAGAUGACAAAGACCAGGUGAUUCACCCCUCCUCCAUUUUCCCACCAGCUGCCAUUGAGGGUGGUGGGAUCUUGCCGGAGCUCCCCACCAAACUCCACACCCUCUCUCUUCCUCCGCUUCUCUCGUGUUCAGUGGUUUGAAUGUUAGCUCCGUGCCUGGCCCAGUCCUGCCUCAGUUUCCAGGACAUUCUUUCCCCAGCCCCAGCCUAGAGUACUAGUUUACGAAACCCUGGGAGGUCAAAGGGCUCUGGUCACCCCUGGUGUCACUCUCCCCCUCUGUGCCCAGGGCAGGGCUGGGCUGCUCUUGGCCUGGCCUAGAACUGCAUGUGACAAAGCACUCUACCCUGUUCACCUUCCCAGACUCUGAUAGGGUCAUGUUGUCCCUCUCCUCUCCAUGGCCCUGCAGCACUGGGGAGGGAGGAAAGGAGGGAGGGAAGGGCUUGGAGGAGUCCUGGGUGCCUAGCCAGCCCCUGCCCACCUGCUGUAUGCCCUACUGCCCCCCCUGGGCCUUCUUUCCCAUCUGUCCACUGAGGCCCUUGCCGUGGUCUUUCCUGAGAGCUCUCCAGGUCAGAUGUGAGCGGGUCUUGGUGCCAGGUGAAUGAGUGGGGCAAGCCUGACCCCUCCCUGCCUGUUGCCCUGUGGCAUAGCAGGAGCAGGUCUUGGGCUGGGCAGAAGACCAACCUCAUUCACAUUUUGUUAAAAUCAACUCUUCCAGAUCCCUGAAGCCUGGCAUCCUUGAUUGCCAGAGAAUCAGUGUCUCCAAGAGCUGGUGACUUCCUGGCCUCUGCCCUAAGUCCUCCCCCACUCCCCUCCCCCAAGAGCAGAAGGGCUGAUGUCUUGCUUGUACAGCUGGAGAAGAGCUCUGAGAGGGCACAUGGAUGGCACAGGGUCACACAGCACAAUGGGGCAAAGCAGGACUAGAACCUGGGGUUCCCCCGGACACACCAUACUGCCUGACCAGGAGCACUUUUAAGCCCUACCUAUGCCUAAGAAGAUGAAUAUUUGAGAGGUCAGAAUGUUCUCCAGCAAGACCACUGGGCAACUUUCUUAUAAAACAUCAUUGCACCUUCCUUUCCAGUACCCUGGGAGGCAGAGAAGCAGGGGUAUGAGCCCCAGGCUUUCAGGCAGGCAGGAAGGAGAGCUGAGAAUGAAGGUGUCCCCCACCACACCCCAUCUUCCAGGUGUCUCCUGGCUCUGGGCCCUGUUGCCCCCUGCCCCCAUUCUUUUUUCCCUGUCUCAGCAUCACACGGCCACUUAGCCAGAGACAGUGGUCUGAGACAUGAAACAAGAGCUAUGGGCCUGGGACCACCACUUCCCAGCUCCUUAUUUCACUUCAAGAGCACAAAUAAACAGUUCAGCACCUCCAGCCAGCUCCCCCUGGAAGGAGAUGGAGAACUUCAGCCCCAGAUGCCUGGAUGCUGUUGUCCUGGUAACACCCAAUGACAUCAGCCCCAGGACUGGGUCAAGCUCUCAUAGUGACAUACGCUGUUGCUGGGGUGACAGAAGAUUCAGAAUCUAGAUUCUGGGGACAGGGGGCCUACUGGACUCCUAUUGUUCUGAAGGAAGCAGCUUUGGUAGAGACUUUGGAGAAAAGAGAGGGUCUUUGGAGGGGUGAACCAACCCGUCUGAUGUCUUGAGCAACCUCAAGGCAUUGUCUCUGUCCUUUGUGCUUUAUCUUAGUGAUGAUAAGACACCUGUGCUGAGUCACCCUGCUCAGCCCUCCAGAGAGGACAGCAGCAAGUGAAGACUUUGGGGGUGCAGACUUAGAGUCUGAGUGAGUCAUUGAUAAGUGGCUAGGGUCUCCAUUCCAAAAAGAUGAGAGUCCCAAAGUCCCCAGCCCUCCCCCCCAACACACACACACUGGCUGCCCUGCAUCUCCUUGCCCAGAACCUGCUGUCCAGAUGCAGCUUCAGUAUCUUCUUCAGCUGCUCACAGCACAGCCAGGAAGACAGGGAGGGGGCACACACCACGCUUAGUGCGCCCAAGCCACUCCUGGUCCACCAAGAAGCCGUUGCAGCCUUUACACAUGAGGCCAGGUGCAUCUCACGGGCAUCACCUCUUGCUCCCCACACAGUCACAAGCCCAUUGUGUAAGUGAGGGACUUGGAGCCCGGAGAGCUUAAGCGAUCUGCUGCAUGUGCAUCAGACACAAGUGCUGGAGCCCAGAGUUGAGACCAAGUUGGGUUACCUCUACAUCCACCUCAGCCCCAUUCCAUGCAGAACAGGCUUUAGGCAUCAUUGCUUCUCUUGGUCUUGGACCUGGUCCCAUUCAUCAAGCUGGAGGUUUUGAGGUGAAAGAACAGAAGUGAGGGUGUGUGAGUCAGCAGGUGGGGGGGUCCUCCUUUAGUAGAGAAGGGCUGGAGCUUCCAGAAGAGGUAGCAAGUUGGAGAGAGCUGGGAAGCUAGCUCCCCAGCACACAGACAGGGCUGGGGCUCUGCUCUUUCAUGCUCCUGCUCUGGGCCAACCCCUGAGCCAGAUGCUUCACAGCUCUUCUCUGGCAGAUUUCCUACCUUUGUGUCACCUGGUGCCCCCAUCUACGACCCAAGGGAACCACCCCCUUGCCACAGUCAUGCAUGCCUCAGGGACCACAGAUCUGGGGAGGUAGGGCCCUUAAGAGAACUGUGGUCCUCCAUCAUUUUAGAGGAGGAAGGUGCGUGACCCACAGGGCACACUGCUGGAGCCUGGAGCCCGGGCACACGCCACCCCACUCUCCACUCAGUGCUCACCGUCACACAGUGGUCCCCUCCUCCCCACAUGGGGGUUCCUCCUUUUAACUUUUUCCGGCACCCUUGCCCAGAGCACCCCCAGAGGUAGGGUUGCUCUCUACCCCUUAGUCUGCCUGCCGCCCAAACCCCACCUACCCCCUGACCCCGCUGGUUGGGGAAGAAACCCAUGUAGGCCCCGUCUGAGCAGUGAGUGAGCAUGUCAAGUGUCAGACACUGUGAAGUGAGUGCCCUUGCCAUCUGCCCCUUGCCCAGUUUUGUACAUAAAGUGACAUGAGAUGCAACAUAUGUGUGUAUGUGUGUGCGUGUGUGUGAUUAUGUGUCAUGGUUUUUGUUAAUUCUUUGUUUUUUGGAAAUUUGGACAUUCAAAAUAAACAUGCUGUUUACUCUGA